AUGGCUCUUUUACCUGGGAUUUUUUACUGGGGCACAAUCCUUUCGGCGAAAACAAGGAGAAGAAGACGAGCCAUUCCAAGCUAUGCGAACUCUGCCGAUGUAAAGGCGCGAACUACCUCUUCAACGGCAGUUUUAGACCUGAAACCUUACACCUCUUACAAAGUAGCAAUAAAGGCUUUCAACAGCGGAGGUAAAGGCCCAGCAACUUAUGAAACAUAUUUUGACACACUGCAGGAUGUUCCUGGACCUCCGUCAGAUGUGAAAGUGUACCCAUUUGCGUUGUACAUCCUGGUCACGUGGAAACCGCCUGUAGAACCCAAUGGAAUCAUUAAAAAUUACCAAGCGGGAUCUGCUAAAUUCAAGGGUUCAGAGCCUAAAGACACUCCAGUAGAGAUGACCGAGCUAGAAACGUCGAAGAGGAGGUACCUUAUUGGCAAGGAAGUAAAGCAAGAAGAGCUGACAAACUAUGUUGUAGAAAUACAAGCCAAGACCGAACCGGGUUACGGUGCAAGUGUGAGAAUACCCACUAAAACAGUCAAAGUUUCUGGUAAGUCACGACAAAUUUGGAAAAUUAUUUCGAUUACAGCGGACACUCUCGGGAAUUGGAAAAAGUGUCCGGAGGAAAAACCCCCACCUUAUCAAAGUCAGAGCUCAUUGGAUAAUCGGGAUAGUUACCGUGACAGCCUGGACGACUACGGCGAGGGACCACAGUUCAAAGAAGAUGGGUCAUUUAUAGAGGAGUAUGGUGACGAAAAGAAACAACCCCCGGACGAGAAAGAUCAGUCCGCAUUUGCGACCUUCGUUUGA
Stylophora pistillata is the source of this 807-nucleotide messenger RNA. Its product is annotated as fibronectin type III domain-containing protein-like. NCBI's taxonomy places the organism in Eukaryota, Metazoa, Cnidaria, Anthozoa, Scleractinia, Pocilloporidae. The record is from RefSeq and is a predicted model, not a curated record.